GGUCUUUGGUCACAUGUUUUUUUGAAUCAUACAGUACGCAGUUCACGAUACGAUUUAUGUGAUAAAAGUAUUUUAUAAAUACAUAUACAUAUAUGAAAAAGACAAUAAGGUGUGGCCACGAGGUUCAGUAGUAGUUGUAGUCCGCGUCACAACAUAAAAAUAAAAAGUAAUAACUGAAGUUGCUGGUAGACAGAAGGAACAAAAGCCGAGAACCAGCUGACAGUCUAUUGCUACCGUCUGAGUGCAUCCAAGUAACAUGGCCACCAUGUUGUCCCGGACAAUUGUCCGCUUAAACUCUAAAAUUCUUUCAAAAACUAACGGGCUGGUGAAACAACCGGUAAGAAGAUUGAAUGUCCAUGAGCACAUUUCCUACAGCUUGCUCAAUGAAGCCGGCAUACCAACUCCGAAAUUUGGAGUCGCUAAGACUCCGGAUGAAGCUGCUGCGUUCGCUGCCAGUCUCAAGACCAAGGACAUCGUGCUGAAGGCACAGGUUUUAGCUGGUGGACGUGGAAAGGGACACUUUAAGGACAGCUCUGUCAGUGGAGUAAAGAUGUGCGAGACACCGGAAGAAGCCAAAGCUUUAGCUGCCCAGAUGUUGGGAAAAUUAUUAAUCACCAAACAAACUGGUGAGGGUGGCAGAAUAUGUAACGCCGUAAUGGUUGCGCAGAGAAUGUUUCCUCGUAAAGAAUAUUAUCUUGCUGUCAUGAUGGAGCGAGCCUUUGGAGGUCCUGUGAUAAUUGCCUCAAGUCAAGGAGGUGUAAAUAUUGAGGAAGUAGCAGCCACAAACCCAGAUGCUAUCAUGUAUGAACCAAUAGACAUCAACAAAGGCAUUACUAAAGAGCAAGCGAAUAGAAUUGCCGAAAAACUUGGUCUGGGACACGUCAAAGACUACAUAUCUAACAUAAUUUUAAAUCUUUACGCCAUGUUUCUGAAGAAAGACGCACUUUUGCUUGAGGUUAAUCCUCUUGCCGAAGACAUCCAAGGCAACUACUUUGCCCUUGAUUGCAAGUGUAGAUUCGAUGACAACGCCGAGUUCCGGCAAAAAGAACUUUUCGCUCUGCGGGAUUGGACUCAAGAAGAUCCCAAAGAGGUCGAGGCUGCCAAGUUCGAGCUCAAUUACAUUGCGCUUGAUGGUAACAUCGGGUGCAUGGUUAAUGGGGCUGGUUUAGCCAUGGCUACCAUGGAUAUUAUUAAACUCCAUGGUGGAGAACCCGCUAACUUCUUGGAUGUCGGUGGCGGUGCUACUGCAUCUGCAGUAAAAGAAGCCUUCAAAAUCAUCACAUCUGAUUCUAAGGUUCAUGCUUUGUUGGUUAAUAUCUUUGGAGGUAUUAUGAGAUGUGAUGUAAUCGCCGAAGGUAUUAUUGCUGCGACAAAAGAAUUAGAUCUUAAGAUUCCCGUUGUUGUGAGGCUUCAGGGAACAAAUGUUGACGAAGCUAAAGCUUUGAUUGCUAACGCAGGACUAAAAAUUGUACCAGUUGAUGAUCUUGAUGAAGCAGCUCGUAUUGCUGUUAAAUUAUCAACAAUUGUUAAAUUAGCCCAUUCAGCCAACCUCAGUGUUAAUUUUGAAAUUCCUCAAAUUUCAUAAAUUUACCGGCAGUAAUCAAAUUUUAAAAAUAAUUGAGAUUAAAAAAAUAUAAUAAUUAUUUCGUUUAAAAUUAAAGCGAAAAAAUCUAUCAUAGUGAAGGUCUAUAAAUUAAAUUAACGUUUCUGUUUUUAUAAAUUUAGCAUAACUAUUUUUUAAAUUUAUGUUGAAGUCAAACAGGGAAAGGCAAAUAUGUGAAAAUUACAUUUUUCAUUAAUAAUAUAAAUACAUUUGUAAAUUAAUACACAUAUCGCUUCGCGGUACUGACAGACUUAUAAAUGUUAUUUGUUUAACUUAAAUAUUUAUCAUAUUGAUAUAUAUAAUUAAAUAAUAUUAAUAUGAAGAACGUUAAAUAGUUGAAUGAAAAAUUUCGGUUUAACAAAAAGUAGCAGCAACUAAUAAAAUAAUUAGAAGGCACUUUUAUUUUAUUAUUAUUUUCGUUUUUAUUAUAGUGCUUUAGAUCGACAGAUCUGCGAUUCAGUAUUAAGAUUUUAUUUUAUUUAAAUGCCUGCGUCAUUUGAAGAUUUAAACUCAAUAAAUAAAUAAUACUUCCAAUUGUCCUGCGGAAGCUAUUGAUUUAAUUAUAAAUAAUAAUUAAUAAUAAUAUCAAUGUAUAUAAAAUUAUUUUUUAUUAAUUAUUAUUAUUAACUGGCUAAUUUAAUUUUCAUUUGCCAAUUUAAUUCACUAUUUAUUACCAAUAAAAUGGAUAAAUUAAAUAAAAACUUUUUACUGAUUAUUUUUUAAAUACUAAAUUCCCUCGACCUCAAAUAUAUUUUUUUAAUAUUUAUUAUCUGUAGUUUUUUAAAUUUAAUUAUUUGUUUAAAGUUUAUAAACUGUCUCAUAUCUGG
Molecule: messenger RNA, 2430 nt
Organism: Microplitis mediator
Lineage: Eukaryota; Metazoa; Arthropoda; Insecta; Hymenoptera; Braconidae
Gene: ScsbetaA
Product: succinate--CoA ligase [ADP-forming] subunit beta, mitochondrial
Exons: 7
Coding region: 257-1585 (442 amino acids)
Biological process (GO): tricarboxylic acid cycle; succinyl-CoA metabolic process
Cellular component (GO): succinate-CoA ligase complex; mitochondrion
Molecular function (GO): metal ion binding; ATP binding; succinate-CoA ligase (ADP-forming) activity
Source: RefSeq, a predicted model, not a curated record